CGAGUAUGAUAGGUGUAUUUUAUUUCGUGCCUCCAAAAUUUCAGAUAUUCAGCUACACACAGACAGGUCUCCCAAAUUAGUAAGCUCUAUAAAUUCAAAACCAGAACUGCUGCAGGCCAGUGGCAAAUUCGAAGAUCGGGCAAAGUUGAUUGUCAGCGGAAAGUAAUCGCCAUGGAUAGAAACCACAAGUCGGAAGAGACCUUUGGACGCUCCAUGUCCAGUAGCAGUCGCCGCGUCAUGUGGAAGCUCAACGAGGAGGAGGAGACCUUCGACUCCUUGGUCAACUAUCGACGCCUUACCUCGCGCAGCCUGAACCGAAGUCAGGCGACCGAUGUGCCCACCAAGAGACGCACGGCCUCAGAAAGUUGGCACCUGCCAGCGCAAGAGGUUGAAACAAAGAGCGCCAGCACCGGCGAAAGCGAAUUGGGCAAAAAGUCAGUUAGCCUACGGGAAUCGACCUGGAAUGUUAAUCAGUCAUCGGCCACCUCGCUGCCGGAGCCCAAGGAGAUCAGCUCCAAAGAGCAGGCGAUCAUCUACUGGCGGCGUCUUUUCGACGGAAUCCACAAGCGUCAGCGUGGCGCAAUGAAAGCUGCAGCAACACAGCCCGAGGAUCCGACAGAUAUCGUGCUGACGACCAAGCCAAGUCUGGCAUUGCGCUACAAGCCCUCCCACGAGUCGCUCAAGAACAAGCGGAGCAAGGACCUGGCUACCGAACGCUGCCCGAGCACUUCCCAGGGAUCAACAUCCUGCAAACUGGUAGCGGACCUCAAGAUGGAGUCGUUCAGCCUGCCGCCGCAGCAGAUGUGUGUGGUGCGCGAGGUGGAGCCUCGGUUUGGCCAGCGUCGGCGCAUGUCGUUGGCUAACGACACGGACUCAUGCUACUCCGGCGAGCUGGAGGUACCCAAAAACAGUCCCGUCCAGCACCAACACCGGGAGGCGGGACCCUAUUCGCGCAGCGAACUGAUCAGCGUCCAUGUCUCGGCGCCCACAACUCGGCGGAGCACAUCGCCAAUAAGGCGCAGCACUGCGGCGAGCAAGGUGGCCGCCGGGACGAAGGGCGGUUCAUCACCAGCAGCACCAGGGGGCACCAAGUGUCCCAGUGUCAGCAGCGGUAGUGCAGGUACCAGCCAGCUGCCCACUUUCCGCCAGCGGCAGCAUGAGCUCCAUCGCUAUCGCGUUAAGAUCGAGCAACGGCGCCUUGAUCUCCUAGAGCUCAAGAUAGCCCGCGAGCGCGAGGAGGCGCUGCACAACGAGGUGUUGUUCCACAAGGAGCUGCAGAUCAAGGAGAACAUUAUGAAGGCGUACGAGGACAACGACUGCUCGAACGCCUAGGACUUUCUUUAAUCCUACCUCUUAUUCGGCCCAAAAUUCAUUAAGGUUUCCUACAGUUCGCAAUGGCCCUGGCCUCAGUAGUUCAAAGCACUCAGUCAAAUAAAACCGAAACUCAUUUAGACAUCCCAA
Molecule: messenger RNA, 1461 nt
Organism: Drosophila santomea
Lineage: Eukaryota; Metazoa; Arthropoda; Insecta; Diptera; Drosophilidae
Exons: 2
Coding region: 172-1332 (386 amino acids)
Source: RefSeq, a predicted model, not a curated record